Messenger RNA from Fraxinus pennsylvanica, 390 nucleotides. NCBI's taxonomy places the organism in Eukaryota, Viridiplantae, Streptophyta, Magnoliopsida, Lamiales, Oleaceae. The record is from the annotation of a GenBank genome assembly.
AUGGCUGUAGGAAGGGAUCUAAAAGGAAGAAACAACAAUGCAGUUUCCGUAAUAGGUGAUGGUGCUAUGACAUCAGGUCAGGCUUAUGAAGUAAUGAACAAUGCUGGAUACCUCGACUCUGAAAUGAUUGUUAUUCUUAAUGACAACAAACAAGUCUCGUUACCCACUGCUAAUCUAGAUGGCCCAAUUCUUCCCGUCGGAGCUUUAAGUAGUACCCUGAGCAGGUUGCGGUCCAACAGGCCACUUAGAGAACUAAGAGAAGUUGCCAAGGGAGUUACUAAACAAAUAGGUGGGUCCAUGCAUAACCUUGCUGCAAAAGUUGAUGAAUAUGCUCGUGGGUUGAUCAGCGGUUCCAGAUCUUCACUAUUUGAAGAGCUGGGACUUUACUAG